CAUGAGGCCAUGGGCUAGGAGUUGCUCUCGGGAUAUCAAUCCUAUAUAUGAAGGUGUUCAUAUAUAUAUAUAUAUAUAUUACAAUUAGCUGCAAAAUGAGAAGGAAACAAACACACGAAAGCGAAUAAACAGAUACAAAAAUGGGAAAAUCAAACCCAUUCCUGUAUCUGCCAACGCCAAGAAUGUUUCCUUUAAUCUGCCUUUUUCUUCUUUUUCAAGUCUCUGCCUCAUGGGCAGCUUCCGAUUCUGCCCAUAACGCCUUUGUCCAGUGCUUAUCAUGUCAAACAAAGCAACCAGAUCAAAUCUCCAAAAUAGUUUAUGCUCAAAACAACCCUUCCUACUCAUCCGUCCUCCGUGCCUACAUCCGCAAUGCACGCUUCAACACCACAUUGACGCCAAAACCUGUCAUCAUCGUGACCCCGACAGAGGAAUCCCAUGUCCAAGCCGCUGUGAUUUGUGCCAAGAAAAAUGGCAUCCAUAUAAGAAUCCGCAGCGGCGGCCAUGACUACGAGGGCGUCUCGUAUGUAUCUCAAGACCCAUUUGUCGUCCUCGAUAUGUUUAAUCUUCGUUCUGUUGUGGUCGAUGCCAAGGAAGAAACUGCAUGGGUGCAAGUCGGCGCCACGCUCGGAGAAGUUUAUUAUAAUAUAUGGCAGAAGAGCAAGCUGCAUGGCUUCCCGGCAGGGGUUUGUUCCACUGUCGGCGUUGGUGGGCACUUAAGUGGCGCUGGAUAUGGUUUCAUGGUUCGGAAAUAUGGACUUACCACAGAUAAUGUCCUUGAUGCGAAGAUCGUGGACGUUAAUGGGAGAAUCCUUGAUAAGACUUCAAUGGGAGAAGAUCUUUUUUGGGCCAUUAGAGGAGGAGGAGGCGCAAGUUUUGGAGUAAUACUCGCAUUCAAAAUAAAGUUGGUUCCUGUUCCGGAAAAGGUUACCGUUUUUAGGGCUGAAAGGACCUUGGAAGAGAACGCGACCGAUAUUGUCUAUCGAUGGCAGCAAGUCGCUCCGACCACGGAUGACAACCUGUUCAUGAGGAUGCUGAUACAGCCCGUGACAUCCAAGGUGAAGAAGGGGGAGACGACAAUCCGAGCGUCGAUCGUCGCAUUGUUCCUCGGCAAAGCAGAAGACCUGAUCACGUUAUUAAGCAAGGAGUUUCCUGAACUAGGUUUGAAGAAGGAAGAUGUGACGGAAAUGAGUUGGAUUGAUUCUGUUGUGUGGGCUGGCGCCGGCAAUGGCAAUGUCACGUCCCCGACAGUCCUCCUCGACCGACACCCCGACACGGCAAUCUUCGGGAAGAGGAAAUCGGAUUACGUGCAGAAACCGAUUUCGAAAGCUGGGUUGGAAUAUAUAUGGAAGAAAAUGAUUGAGCUCGGAAAAAUUGGACUGGUUUUCAAUCCUUAUGGUGGAAAAAUGAACCAAGUACAAGCUUCUGCACUUCCUUUCCCACAUCGUGCAGGGAAUUUGUUCAAAAUCCAGUACUCAAUAAGCUGGCAAGAUGCAGGAAUUGAGGCAGAAAAGAACUCCAUAACUCAAUCAAGGAGCCUUUACAGUUACAUGACUCCUUUCGUGUCCAAGAACCCUAGAAGUGCAUAUUUGAACUAUAGGGAUCUUGACAUUGGGAUCAAUCACCAUGGUAAGAACAGCUAUGCAGAAGGAAAGGUUUAUGGAGCCAUGUAUUUUCAUGAAAACUUUGAUAGGUUAGUGAAGAUCAAGACUGCAGUUGAUCCAGACAAUUUCUUCAGGAAUGAGCAAAGUAUCCCUCUGGCCUCUUCCUCAUAAUUAAGGUUUAGGAAAUUUUACUCCGACACAUUAAUUAAUAAUGUUGUGAUGGUCA
Molecule: messenger RNA, 1827 nt
Organism: Juglans microcarpa x Juglans regia
Lineage: Eukaryota; Viridiplantae; Streptophyta; Magnoliopsida; Fagales; Juglandaceae
Product: berberine bridge enzyme-like 21
Exons: 1
Coding region: 141-1772 (543 amino acids)
Molecular function (GO): oxidoreductase activity; FAD binding
Source: RefSeq, a predicted model, not a curated record